Molecule: messenger RNA, 2146 nt
Organism: Aedes albopictus (Asian tiger mosquito)
Lineage: Eukaryota; Metazoa; Arthropoda; Insecta; Diptera; Culicidae
Exons: 2
Coding region: 11-1810 (599 amino acids)
Biological process (GO): DNA integration
Molecular function (GO): nucleic acid binding
Source: RefSeq, a predicted model, not a curated record
UCCGUCGAAAAUGAACGUUGCUGAUGACGCCACUAAGUGGAACACUGGUCCGUCCUUCGAUUCUGAUAGCCGAUGGUACAAGGGUCCAUCUUUCCUGCGAGAGCCGAAAGAGCGGUGGCCGAUGCAAUCAACAAAGGAGAUAUCCGGAACUGACGCAGCGAGCGAAGAGGUACAUAUUGUAGCUGUUCACCAAAAGAUCGGGGUAUUGGUUGAAGUAGGACGUUUUUCGAGCUGGAAGCGUCUAGUCCGGACGAUGGUACAGGUGUACCGGGCAGUAAAGGUGUGGAAGCACUUUCUGGGUCGAGAAAAGAGCAGCUCCCUACCAGAGCGGGAUGACUUCGUAAAAGCAGAAGAAGCACUCUGGCGGCAAGCACAGGCUAGCACAUACCCUGAGGAGAUUCGUGAUUUGAAGAAUGGACACAGAGUUCAAAAACGAAGUCCGUUGCAUAAGUUGUCCCCAGUUCUUGACGAGCAUGGUGUUAUAAGGAUGGAUAGCCGGAUCAGCAGUGCUCCACAUGUUUCGUAUGCUGCGAAAUAUCCUGUAUUACUUCCAAGAGAGCAUCGCAUAACGUUUCUUCUUGUACAGGAAUUCCAUCAACGAUUUCUCCACGCCAACGGCGAAACAGUUUGUAAUGAACUACGGCAGCAGUUUUAUGUACCGAAGCUGCGGGUACUCGUGCGGAAAGUGAGCCGAGAGUGUCAGCACUGUAAAAUACAAAGGGCUAGGCCGGUACCACCAUUGAUGGCUCCGUUGCCAAAAGUACGUCUAACGCCGUUCAUUCGACCCUUCACAUUCGUGGGCGUCGAUUAUAUGGGACCGUUCAUGGUCAAGAUUGGACGUAGUAGUGUUAAGCGGUGGAUUUGUCUCUUCACCUGUUUAACAAUUCGCGCAAUUCAUCUGGAGUUGGUGCAUAGCCUUUCAACAGCCUCUUGUAUAAUGGCUUUCCGGAGAUUCGUGGCUAGGAGGGGUGCACCAUCGGAGGUCUUUUCGGACAAUGGCACCAACUUUGUUGGUGCUAAUCGGCAGUUAUCGGAGGAAAAGAGGAAGCUCGAGAAGAUAAACGAAGGUUGUGCGUCCACGUUUACCAACGCGCACACGCAAUGGUAUUUCAAUGUGCCCGUAGCUCCCCAUAUGGGAGGGCCAUGGGAACGCAUGGUGCGGUCCGUAAAAGUGGCAAUGCAAGCUAUAUCGGACAGUCAACGGCACCCCAGCGAUGAAGUGAUCGAGACAAUUAUGAUAGAGGCGGAAGCGAUAGUAAACUCCCGUCCACUCACCUACGUACCACUGGAGGAUGAGAACGAAGCGGCACUCACGCCUAACCAUUUUUUGUUGUACGGAUCGACUGGUAUCAAGCAACCGGCAACAAACCCUGUCGUCGACGGGAACGUACUUCGCGACAGUUACAGAAUGUCGCAACGAAUUGUGAAUGAUUUCUGGAUCAGAUGGACGCGAGAAUACCUGCCGAUGCUGACGAGACGCACAAAAUGGUUUGAACCAGCAAAACCGCUGGAACCCGGAGACUUAGUAAUAGUGGUUGAUGAGACUUCGAGAAACAGUUGGGAAAGGGGUCGUGUUUUGGAGACCUAUCCGGACAAAUCCGGACAAGUACGGCGUGCUAAGAUACAGACCUCUAGAGGAGUUUUCAACCGACCCGCUGUGAAGCUGGCGGUUCUCGAUGUUGCUAUUCACGAUAAGGUCAUGGAAGGCGUUCCCAGGGAACCGGAAGUAGUUCACGGGGCGGGGAAUGUUGCCGAGACCCCUCGUUACGACGAACAGACGGUGAAGCGACUUACCGUUCCCUCAGACUAGUCGGUGUAACGACGUGGAAUGACAACCUGAGAAAGUCAGGGUGAAGGAUCAGACAGCGUAGAUGAGUAAUUCACAACAAUUAGUCAGCAAAUUGAGUCGAUUUGUAUCCCAUCAUAUUUAUAGUUACCUAUUCACAAAAUAUAAGCAUUUGCCUUCAAGUAGCCCACAGACUGCGGUCUAAAUUCAAACCUAACAUACAAGAUUGAUGAUCGUCGGUUUAUCAUUUCACGGUAGAUUGUCCAACAGUAUUAUCGGCACCGAAGUGCACUGAAUUUCCUUGUAGCUGCUUGAUAGCAACUGACAAGACGGUGUUUCUUUCGUGAAACGGGAACACUA